This is a messenger RNA of Alternaria conjuncta, 2535 nucleotides long. RefSeq lists its product as uncharacterized. Gene Ontology annotation, molecular function: protein binding. The record is from RefSeq and is a predicted model, not a curated record. Bases 1 to 2535 code for a protein of 844 amino acids. NCBI's taxonomy places the organism in Eukaryota, Fungi, Ascomycota, Dothideomycetes, Pleosporales, Pleosporaceae. The transcript has 2 exons.
AUGAGCGCGACAGCUCCAUCACCGAGGGUUGACAUUGCGCAUGAAACCUCGCACAGUUCCGAUGACGGAUUCGAAAUAGUAGAGCACGACCUCGAUGUUCUGAGCAUCCCGGGAUCGCAAGAUGGCACCCCCGUACCGACUAUAGCGGUGACAGAGGAAACCGAGCGCAACGGAGGAACGGACGAACCCAGGGAAAGCCGGCCUUGGUUAUUGGAUUAUGAUGAAUUCCAUGAUGCGAUAAAAGGCGGGGACUUAGAUGGCGUGAAGAAGAUGCUGGACGACGGUGCAAACGUCGAACGUGGAACAGACGAGGGAGAAUCACCACUGAUACUCGCAAUAUGGAAGCAACACAUCGCCAUAAUCACGCUAUUGCUAGAAAGAGGCGCGGAUGUGACCCGCCCGUUCGACGGCUUUCCUCCGGUCCAUCACGCCGUCAUGCAAAAAGAUCGAGCACCCCAAAUCAUCCACAUUCUCCUGGACCAUGGCGCCAGCUUGGAAGCUGUUGGGACAGGGGAUGCUAACGCGUUACAUUUCGCUGCAUCGAACGGCAUGAUACAUGGGGCUGACUUCCUGAUCGGUAAGGGAGUAGAGGUCAGUAAGACCUGCGCGGAUGAGAGGACGCCUUUGCUACUGGCUGCAAGGCAUGGACAUAUGGCAAUUGUCAAAUUACUUCUCGCCAAAGGAGCAGAUUUGCACGAAAGAAGUGAAAAUGGUUGCACCGUCCUGAUGUGGGCGGCGGAGUACGGACGGCAUGAAGUCGUUCGUUACUUGUUGGAGGCAGGCGCGAGGGUGGACGACCGUAGUGUGGAGGGUCUCACCGCCUUAUCACUCGCCAGCAUGAAUGGCCGAUUGGAAGCCGUACAACUAUUGAUCGAGAAUGGUGCAGACAUUAAUGCACUCAGUCUGGAUCCAGAAUCCUUUACCCCGGCAAUGUUUGCUGCAUUACAAGGACAUGCAGAAGUGCUACAGGUCCUGCUAUCGCACGGAGCAGAUUACAAACCAGAUUUCGAAGUCGAAUGGGCAGAUGGUGACACGAUCCUGGAUAUGACCAUGACGAAAGGCCAUCUCGCUACUGCCAAGAUCCUGUUAGAAGCCAUUGGUGGACCCGACUACCCAAAGGAUACUAUCGCACUCCAAAUGGCCACUGCGCAAUCCAAGGUAGAACUGAUACCAGUGAUGAAGGCCGUUUCUAUCAUGUACCAAGAAAUCGAUCCCCAUUCCACCGACGGGGAGAACCUGGGUUGGGUCAAAUGGGUCUUAGAUCAAGGCGGAGAGCUCGUCAGGCCAAAAGCCAUCUGCAAUAUGCUAUAUGCUGCACUAGCCAAGAGGGAUGUCGGUAUAACUGCAGAGCUACUCAGACUCGGAGCCGAUCCAAAUAUCUUCGGGUUCAUGGGUUACACACCACUCCACGUCGCAGUCGGCGGGCUGGCGUGCAACCUGGAACUCGUCGAAGUCCUUCUAGAAUUUGGUGCUGAUCCGGCUAAGCUCUCGCAAAAUCCCACCAUAGAAAAGAGGGUCACACCUCUACAUCGUGCCAUCUUGGGAUUCGAAAACGACCGUCCAGACAAGAUGCCUGUCGUCGAUCUUUUGCUCGCAAGUGGGCGAUGUAAGGUAAUGAAAGGACCGGACGCUCAGUCUUCUGCCUUUCUGAGUGUAGUAAGCGCGUUCGAUGGUGGGAGUGCUGACGUUGCCAAAAGCCUAGCGUUCCGGAUGCUGGAUUCCAUAUCUGAUGUGAACGACGACAAGGCUGACGAUGGGUCUACUGCGAUGCACGUUGCCGUCCAAUACAAUCAAAAAGAGCUCAUUGACGCACUAAGACGGAAAGGCGCCGACAUUAACGCGAAGAACAACGACGGCAUGUCACCUCUUCUUCUAGCGUGCGGCAUGAAUGCGGAGCUGGUCAACUUUCUGGUUACGCGCUGCGCAGACGUUUCUGCUGUCAACGAGAAGAACCAGGGAGCUUUGCAUAUUGCCGCUGCCUGUGGGCAAGUCGGAGUGCUCAGGUUUCUCCUUGACAUGAACCUAGCCGAUGAGGAGCCACUGAACAUCAACGCUGUAGACGAUGCAGGUCACACACCUUUGAUCGCUGCCAUAGUAGAAGGCCAUGAGCGUGCAGCUUUCUUCUUACGGGUACGACGUGCCUCUGUUCGACAACGUACGACCGACAAAGGACGACUUGCCUUGCAUUACGCAGCACAGGCAAGUAUGAACCGUAUUGUGGAAUCCAUCUUAGGAGUAUCCUGCAACGACAUCAUCAAUGUGGAAGAUCAUGGGGGAUACACACCCCUAGCACUCGCGUGCAUGGCAGAUACCCCCACCGUCGUUCCCACCUUGCUCUCCUACGGCGCAGACCCAAACGUCAUCUGCCAAAACACCGGCGACCGCCCUGUCCACAUCGCUCUCAAACGAACGCUACACAUGGAUCGCUGUGCAGACAGGGAAAGUAGUCCAUCACUCGACCUGCUCAAGCAUGCAGACACCGAUAUCACAGCUCGCGAUGGGAGCGGCCGCAAACCACUGCAUCUCGCAUCUUAG